Messenger RNA from Aspergillus affinis, 1062 nucleotides. Its product is annotated as zinc-binding alcohol dehydrogenase family protein. The record is from RefSeq and is a predicted model, not a curated record. Lineage: Eukaryota; Fungi; Ascomycota; Eurotiomycetes; Eurotiales; Aspergillaceae. The transcript has a single exon. Bases 1 to 1062 code for a protein of 353 amino acids. Gene Ontology annotation, molecular function: oxidoreductase activity, acting on NAD(P)H.
AUGGCUACCCCCAAAGACAACAUCAGCUUGCACGUCGAUGAGACCCUCUCAUAUAGUGUCAAGCACGGACUGGAAUGGCAAGACCCCAAAGACGGAGAGUUUUUAGUCGAGACAUACUUCUCCGGAGCGAACCCAUCGGACACAAAGCAUGCCACCGAUAUGGGGAUAUACCCUGUCGUUCUCGGCUAUGACUACUGCGGAAAAGUCCUCAAAACACCACCCAACUCGCCCUUUCAGCCUGGCCAGAUCGUGGCGGGGUACACUCAGACCGGAUUAGGCCGUCCAUUGAGAUACGGCACCCACCAGAAAUACCUCAGCGGCGUUACGGAGACAGCAUUCGUUGUGCCCGAGAACCUUCCUAAACAGCAUGCUGCCUGCCUAGGCGUCGUGACCAUGACCGCGUCGGAUGCGAUCUUCAAUCACUUCCAGAUCCCUCUGCCGACGGAGCCUGCUCAGAAUCUCGGACCUCUUCUCAUCUGGGGAGUAUCGACUAGCGUUGGGAUCUCCGCUCUCCAACUCGCCCGUGCUAGCGGAAUCAGCCCUAUUUUCGUAACGGCCUCGCCGGAAAGACAUGCCUUGCUACGCGAGCUGGGCGCCACGCAUUGCUUCGACUAUAAGUCUCCCACCGUGGUCUCCGAAAUCAAGGAAGCGCUGAAGACGACCGAGUCUGGUGCCUUCCGCUACGCCCUCGAUGCCAUAGGAGCGCGUCAAGACGGAGGUUCCGCGCAAUCGAUAGCGGCUUGUUCUUCCGAUGAGACGGCCCUGGCCUCUGUCGUGGUUCAGUUCGACCCACGGUUCAAGUUACCCCUUGCUGCGCCGAAUCAGGAUGUCAGUGUGCAGAUUCAGGGCAUUCCUCAGCCUAUUACGAUUCCUGCGCGCUAUGCUGAUUAUGAGCGCGCGUGGAAGGGAGUGCUGUGGGCUGCUGAGAACUAUGGGAAGCAAUUCCGGUUCCCGUCCGUUAAGGUGUUCAAGGGAACCGCGGAGGAGGCAUUAGAGGAAUUGAAGGUUGUUGGAGAUCAUGGAAGAGGGUUUGGGAAGUUGGCUCUGCAGCAUCCAUUGUAG